This is a messenger RNA of Prunus mume (Japanese apricot), 1180 nucleotides long. Its product is annotated as orotidine 5'-phosphate decarboxylase. The record is from RefSeq and is a predicted model, not a curated record. Lineage: Eukaryota; Viridiplantae; Streptophyta; Magnoliopsida; Rosales; Rosaceae.
AUACGCCAGUUAACAAUUAGCAGCCAGAAAUAUUCUCGAAAUUUAGAAUCAAAUGGAAUCUCUCCAUCUCCAUAUAAUAAUUGGUGGCCUCAGAGUCCCUCAAAUAUUCAAUAACAUCCCCAAAAAUCCUUACUUGGAUAUCAUUUCUUUCUGUCAAGACCCUGUUUGGUUGCCGGGAAAAUUGAGGAGCAGAACAGAUAAAGCAGAAAGCUUUCUUUCCCAGGUUAUUGCUUUGUCAUGGUCCAAGUACUGCAAUGAUGCUGAUGGUGUAUGCUGUAGGAGCUAUUACAUGCUUAGACUCUAAUAUUCAACUGCAUGAGGCAUUGCCCUGCAAGACUACCCAUGUGAAUUUCUUGAACAAAAUUUCAAUUUGUCUUAGCUCAACUGGAGCUCCUUGUAAUUCUAUACUCUCUGCCUCCUGCUUUUCUUGGAGAAACCGUGUUCAGCUAAACAGCCCCAAGAGAUGGCUUUGCAGGAUGCAUGAUUCGAGUUCUUCAGAUGAUGAGUAUCGAUCCUCACGCAACAUAGCAAUCAGUUUGUUUAGGCGGUACAGGAAUGUGGUUGACCGUGGAGGAGGUGCCAACCUAAAAGAGUUCAUCAGUGCUGGGGUGAAUGCAUAUGCGCUGGGCUGCACAGAUGAGGGGUUAAGGAAAGAACUUGUUGAUAUGAAAGAAUCUGGUGUUGAAAUUGAAGGAAUGCAAAGCUAUGGUGGAACCACCAGUUUGAAAUCCAAGAUUGCAUCAGAGGAGGUUGAGGAGUGCAUUCUGUGGUUGAGCAUUAUAUUCAUCACCAUCCUGUGUACACCACAGCCAACAAUAGUUAGGUGGUCAUCCACACCUCCAGUGUCAGAUGAAGAAAGGCUUAAGUGGAAAGGUUUUUGUGCACUCAUAGCAAAUGCGUAUUACGUGAGAGGAAUGGCAUGGCUUCCGGUAAAGACGCUUCAACUAGAGCAAAUGGCAGUGGUUGGACAUGCUGAGGAACCUUCAGUUGUUGCAAGUCGAAUGCGAUUAGUUUUUAGCACACUUGAGGUUGUGAGUCCACAGUGGCCUAGAGUAUAGUGCUUCAAUUUCAAAAACAGAUGUCAUGCUGGCCUUACUAUGAAAUUUUCAGUAUGUAAAUCAAUGUAGCCUAAACAUCCUUUCUAUUUAGAAAGGAAAGGGGGGAAAAUACUUUAACCUGA